Messenger RNA from Sugiyamaella lignohabitans, 1155 nucleotides. RefSeq names its product Snf3p (gene SNF3). Gene Ontology annotation, molecular function: carbohydrate:proton symporter activity. The record is from RefSeq and is a predicted model, not a curated record. Bases 1 to 1155 code for a protein of 384 amino acids. Gene Ontology annotation, biological process: carbohydrate transport; transmembrane transport. Lineage: Eukaryota; Fungi; Ascomycota; Dipodascomycetes; Dipodascales; Trichomonascaceae. The transcript has a single exon. Gene Ontology annotation, cellular component: membrane.
AUGAUUCUUCCAAAGAUCUAUAACCAGUAUUUCGUGGCUAUCAUCGCCACUAUUGGUGGAGCCCUAUUUGGGUUCGACAUCAGUUCUAUGAGUGCAACUAUUGGUACUCCUCAAUAUCUGGACUAUUUUAAUAGUCCAAGUCCAUCAACCCAAGGUGGAAUUAAUGCUUCGAUGCCUGGUGGAUCUUUGGUAGGCUCACUUGUAGCUGGUAUUGUUUGUGACAUGAUUGGUAGAAAGUAUACCAUUCAAUUUAGUUGUUUCCUGUGGAUUGUAGGUUCUACUAUUUCUUGUGCGUCUCAAAAUGUGGCCAUGUUAAUUGUCGGUAGAUUUAUUAAUGGACUAUGUGUUGGAGUUACCUCGUCUCAAAUCCCAGUAUAUCUAUCCGAGAUUUCAAGACACGAACGUCGUGGUCGCAUUGUUGUGAUCCAACAGCUAGCAAUCGAGUGGGGUAUUCUAAUCCUGUUUUUUAUUGGUUAUGGUUGUUCAUAUAUUCCAGGAACUGCUUCCUUCAGAAUUACCUGGGGAUUACAAAUGGUUCCUGGCUUUGUCUUGAUUUUCCUGAUGCCAAUGCUGCCAGAAUCGCCUCGUUAUCUUGCCUCGAAAGAUAGAUGGGACGAAUGUCAUGAAAUUCUUGCUCAGGUACAUGCCAAAGGAAACAAGGAUGAUACAGUCGUUCUCGCUGAAAUGAUGGAUAUCCGUACUAUUGUUGAGCUUGAACGAGAUGCCUCGUCCACUUAUUUGGCCCUUUUCAGUAAAAAGAAUUGGAGAAGAAGUAUGGUCGGAAUUAUGUCCCAAGUAUGGCAGCAAUUGGCAGGUGGUAAUGUGAUGCUUUACUUUGUUGUUUACGUUUUCCAAAUGGCUGGUCUGACUGGACAAAUUAAUUUGAUUGCCAGCUCGGUGCAAUAUGUCAUCAUGGUUAUUUUCACCACCCCAGUUAUGUUCUAUGUUGACAAAGUGGGUCGUAGACCGUUGUUAAUUAUUGGCGCAAUUGGAAUGGGUACUUUUGUUUUUGCUGUCGGUGGUAUUUUGGCUACAUAUGGAAAAUAUGCUGAUGAAGUUGGCGGUAAUGCUAACAUCCAUAUUACAUUAGAAGGACAAUUCGGUCCUUCAAGAGGAGUUCUAGUUUGUUCAUACUUGUUUGUACUGGGUAAGUGA